Molecule: messenger RNA, 1095 nt
Organism: Pyrgilauda ruficollis (rufous-necked snowfinch)
Lineage: Eukaryota; Metazoa; Chordata; Aves; Passeriformes; Passeridae
Product: basic salivary proline-rich protein 1-like
Exons: 3
Coding region: 1-1095 (364 amino acids)
Source: RefSeq, a predicted model, not a curated record
AUGCUGAACGAGUUCCUCCCGCUGCUCCACGGGCCGCCAAGGAAAAGCUUUCGGAGUCAGGGCAGCCCCGAGGCCUCGGUCCCUGUGAGGAGCGCCGGGAUGAGGAAAACGCUGCGGGAAGGGAAGAGAGUGAGGGAAGGGCCUGGGAACCAGGCAGGGAGGGCUCCGCACGGGGGAACGAACGCGCGGCCGGGACGGGAGGGCCGGGCCAGGCCAAGCCGUGCCCAGGGUCCCGAAUUCCAGAUCCCGGAUCCCAAAUCCCGAACCCCCGGUCCCGGUCCCGAGGUCCCGGCCUCACCUCAGCCGCCGCCGCCCGCGCGCGCGCACUGCCGCCCUCCCCCCGCGAUUGGCCGGUUCGAACGCGCGUGGCGCUGCGUCCCCGACGUGCGCCGCGAGCCCGCCGCCGCGGGGCGUGCCGGGAGUUGUAGUCCGCCGCUCCCGGGGCAGUGGCGAGUCCGAAAGGCGAAGCGGGGCCGUGUUCCCCAGCCGGGCUGCCGCUACCGCGGGGCUGUGGCUCAAACCCCGGCUGUGGAGCGCGGGGAGCGCGUUCUCCUUCCCCGCAUGGCAAAACGCCUCAUUUAUCCCGUCGGCUGUUACAGCCCCGGCGCUCGGCACGGGCCGGAGCUCGGAGCCGGUGGCCGCAGUUCGCUCGGGAUUUACCGGUUUGCCGUGACCCACGGGGGCCGUCGAGGAUGCCCAGUGCGAACCCGAGCCGCGGAGAGCAGCGACCAGUCCCCGGUAGCACCGAGCCCAUCACCGCGGCUUCCACCGAAACACUCCGAAAAACAGAAAAAAAAAAGUCCCCGUUUAACGAAACUUUCCGGGAAAUGCCCCUCAUCUCCCAGCCGAGAGAAGGGCAGCGAGCCCCCGCCGGCCCCGGCACGGGCGGACGGUCGGGCCCGGCUGGGAUUCCCUGCAGGAAACGAGAUAAGGAGCAAAAAUUCCGGAAAAACAAACCCUCGGCGUUACGAGUCGUUUUGGCUCUCCCGUGCAUCGAUCCCGGGCCCUUCCCGGCCCGGCCGCGGGGCACCCCCGGUGCCGGGGUCCCCCUCGGGGACACGCGACCGAGGUGGCAAAUGUACAAACGAGGCUUAA